Molecule: messenger RNA, 1695 nt
Organism: Panonychus citri (citrus red mite)
Lineage: Eukaryota; Metazoa; Arthropoda; Arachnida; Trombidiformes; Tetranychidae
Exons: 2
Coding region: 197-703 (168 amino acids)
Source: RefSeq, a predicted model, not a curated record
UUGAUAAAGAAAAUCAUCUUCAUUGCUUUAGGUGUUUUCGCAUCAAAACAAUGAUUAAGGAAUUAGAAGAAAAGGAGAUUAUGAUUAAUCUUCUGUUUCCAUGGAAGUUCAUCUAUUUGAAGAUUUUCUUUUCAUUCGAAACUUUUCUUUCUUAGUUUAUUUCUGUUCAUCGACUUCAAAGAUCUACAAUUGAAAGAUGAAAAUGUCACAAAUACUCUAUACUUUUUCGAUUUUAAUCAUUACCCUCGUAAUUACUGAAUGUUUUUCGGUUGAUAAUCAUCCAGCUCCUUUCGUGUACCUAAAAUCAUCAAGCCAAACUUCUGAAAACUGGCAACCACAACCAUCUCAGGUACAGCCUGCUCUUGAUUACCCUCGUUAUCCAGUACAAUCAGAGCCUCCUCGCUAUUCAGAUACAGGGAAUCAACAACUCUAUCCUCAGCAAUAUCCUCAAUAUCCUUUUCCACCUCAGCAUACACAAUAUAACACCAACAACUACAACCUGGUAGCACCAACAUUCAAUCAUCCUCAAGCCUUGCAACCACCUCAACAGUUACAACCACCGAUCAACAAUCACCCAGGAGUAAACAAUGAUCAUCGUAGCAAUGGUCAAUCAAACGUACAGCCAUCGACCCAUUAUCACAAUUAUUCCAACAAUAUCACAAUAAUUAACAACUAUCAUGGCCAUAAACCUGACAUAUUAUAAAGGUGCUUUGACUCGUUACUUCAGGAAAGUGAGAAAGUUUUUCGUUGAUAGAAAACAUUAUUUCAACCAUGAAAACUUAAAAACUUUUACGGAUAAAGUUCUCAUUCCAGUGCUAAUCGCUGUUCUUGACCACCACAGUCACCAUUCAAAUCACGGUAUUCAUUUCCAUCAUCAUCAUCAUUGGCGUCGUCGUCGUUAUCUAGUGAAGAACAUACAAUCGGAUCAUCUUGGAAUUACUCAUGAAACUGCAAAUCCAUAACUCCAAUGGAGAUCUAACGUUGAUCACUUCGCCAUGAAACAGAUUAGAGAAAAUGUUUACCAAAGAUGUCAAAUUGAAAUAAAGACUAAACUUUAAGAGAACUGAGUAACUAUUAUCAAAUAAAAAAUAAUAUCGCGCCAACUCAUUGAGAGCUUGUAACGAUGGUAACAUUAGGAUGUUGAUCAUGUCGAUUUAUGAUUCAGACAGAAUCAGAAUGAGAUGAGUAAGAACUCGAAAGAGACACUUGGAGUUUUCUUUUUACUCUUCUUUCCACUUUUUCUCAACUUUUCUUUCAGUGAAUCAUUUUUAUCAUCAUUCGACUAAACUUAUCAUCAAAUCAUCUCAAUCAACAUUUACCAUCGAAUCUCAACAGUUUACAAGUUGAGUGAAAAUCGAAUCGAGUUGAAAAUUGGAAAACUAUUGUUCUAAUUUGAUUUAAAUUGUUCCCUAAUAGUUUCAUUCUCAAGUGUUAAAUCAGUAAAUUCAACUUUAAUUAGAUUCUGUGUAUCGCAAUCAUAAUCAUCUUCCAAUAAUUGAAUUACUGAUAAACAAUUUAACUCUCAAUCAAUUGAUCAACUUUUCCAUCAACAGGUAAGAAAAAUUUUCGAUCAACAAUUUAAAGUUUUUCAUCUUUCAUGGAUUCAAGGCAGAAAAUUCCCUCAUCAUGAUUUCCCAUAAAUUCUGAAUUUCAAUCAUUCUCUUUAUUUAAAUUAUCAUGAUGAUUAUUAUUAAA